CGCCCUGAAAGACCUGUGAGAUACUCGGCCCUUUGAUGGUAUCACUCUUGCCACGGCUCUCAUACUCACCUUUUUUACUUCGUUCUGCUACUCCUUACUCGGUCCCUUUCUCCUCUUCAGCUCACCUCAGCCUCGAGCUCAAUCGGUGUCCACCCUCCGCUCCUCCUCCUCUCCCGCCCCACGUUCUCUCGUCGGCGGCUGUACAAAAGAAACGAGGGAGCUUGUGUCUGCCAUAUAGAGAUCGGAUAGAUACGUCCCGCGUAACUCACGGACACUCAAGUCUCCUUACAGAACCCCUCAAGAAGAUUCCAUCUAUCCCAACUAACAUGGAGGCGCAGCGUGAGGGUACCAUCACCCUGGGAGUAUGUGCCCUCGACCGAAAGGCUCGAAGCAAGCCCAUGCAGAAUAUCCUGAACCGGAUCUUGGCCAAUAAGGACCUCGAUGUGAACAUUGUGAACUUCGGUGACAAGGUCAUUCUGGACGAGCCGGCAGAGUCUUGGCCAGUAGUGGACGUGCUGAUUUCAUUCUUCAGUGCUGGGUUUCCCUUGGACAAGGCCAUCGCCUACGCCAACCUCCGCAAGCCCGUCUGUGUCAACGACCUUGGUCUCCAGAAAGUCCUCUGGGAUAGAAGAGCUGUCCUAGCCAUCCUCGAUGCCGUCAAGGUACCUACGCCGAGGCGACUGGAAGUGGAUCGAGAUGGAGGGCCAGAGGUGGAAGAGGAACUGGGCAAGGAUCUGAAGAGGCGUUUAGGAGUCGAUUUGCUUCGUCGUAGACCGGUCCAAGAUUGCUACCUGAAAGACGAAGAUACUCUCGUAGUAGGCAAUCAGGAGAUUCGAAAGCCUUAUGUCGAAAAGCCCGUCAGUGGAGAGGAUCACAAUAUCCACAUCUACUUUCCACGAUCGAUGGGAGGAGGGGGCCGAAGGCUGUUCAGAAAGGUCGGCAACAAAUCCUCGGAACAUGACCCGAACCUGAUCGAGCCAAGAAAAGAGGGCUCGUAUAUCUACGAGGAGUUCAUCAGUGUUGACAACGCCGAGGAUGUCAAGGUGUACACCAUUGGUCCCCACUUCGUCCAUGCCGAGACUCGCAAGUCCCCGGUCGUAGAUGGCCUGGUGAAAAGGAAUCCAGACGGUAAAGAGAUCCGUUACAUCACAAAGCUAUCUGAGCCUGAAGUGACGAUGGCAACGAGCAUUAGCAAGGCCUUCAAACAGAACAUCUGUGGCUUUGACCUCUUGCGGGUCGGAAACAAAAGCUACGUCAUUGACGUGAAUGGAUGGAGCUUCGUUAAGGGCAACGACUUCUACUAUGACAAAUGCGCAGAGAUCCUUGGCAACUUUUGCAAGCACAAUGUUCCGCCUGUUCGAUCUCUUUCUUCUGGUAGUGAGACUGGCUCAACAAGUGAGCAGUCUCAGGCCUCUUGGAACCUGAAAGCAACCGUCACCGUUUUCCGUCACGGUGACCGAACGCCAAAGCAGAAGCUGAAGAGGAGCUUCAAAGCCAAAGAUUCUUGGACGGCUCCACUUAUCGAUCUCCUACAAGGGCGAAGGGAAGAGAUCAUCCUCCGACAACAGCUUGACCUCGUCUCUACGGCUGCUGAAGAGGCUCGCAAGCUCGACGGCGCUCAGACAGAAGACCUUGAUCUUGUCAUCGAUGUCAUCAACCGUAAGAAGGAGAUGCCAGGUACCAAGGUGCAGAUGAAGCCGGCAUUCAAGGAUGGUAAGCUAGACAAGAUGACAUUGAUCGUCAAGUGGGGCGGCGAGUUCUCCCAUGCUGCUAGACACCAAGCCAAGGACUACGGACAGAAUAUGAGGAGAGACAUGAUGAUCAUGUGCCCAAAGGCGCUCAAGAACUGUACCAUCUACACGAGCUCCGAGCGCCGAGUCACUGCCUCUGCUGAGAUUUUUGCAGCAUCCUUCCUGGACGACCCCGAAGAGCCAUCGCAGAAGCCCCUCCAGCUUGUCAUCCGCAAAGACCUCCUAGACGAUUCGAAUGCGGCCAAAGAAGACAUGGACACUGUCAAGAAGUCCCUCAAGGCCAGCUUGAGGGCAGACGGCGUCGAUGCUCAGAAGCGACCCGAGCAUUGGCCUGAAGACAUGGCGCCUCCUGCUGAACUCGCCAGACAAAUUGCGGCCAUCUUGGCCCAUCUGUCCAAGGUGAUGAAGCAGAAUUUCCAGAGUCUUGACGUUGAAAAGAUUCAGAAGCGCUGGUGUACCCAUGAGACCCCCAAGUUGUUCCGCGAGAGGUGGGAGAAGCUCUUUGCCGACUACGAAGAGGAGCCAAGCGAUCCAUCGAGAACUUCCGAAUUGGCAGACAUGCUAAGUCACGAUGGUCUGCACAACCGGCCUUUCCUCGAGGCCAUCUUCAGCGAUCCUGCUGAGACCGAUGAGAAGAAGAAGCUGGAGAUGUUGCACGAGCUUUAUCGUCUGAGCUGCGUCUUGUUCCAUUACGUCUGCCCCCGCGAGUACGGCAUUGAGCUGGAGCAAAAAGAACGCAUCGGCCUUCUUACCUCCAUGCCUCUGAUGAGGAACAUCGUAUCUGACCUGGAGCGAGCCGAGGAGGGCAGUCUCUGCUCCCUCUACUUUACAAAGGAGUCUCACGUGCAUACGCUUCUAAACCUCAUCCUUGCUUCCGAUCUACCCAUCGUAAUGCCCCGCAUGCCACCAUUGGACUACUUUAGCUCUAUUACUUUCGAAGUCUUCGAGAAGACUCCAUCCAACACAGGUGGGGCGAAUAGCACUACUGCUUCGCCCCGGCCAUCACACGAUGCCGGAUCAGCAGCGGCCGCAGAAAGAGCCCCUUCGCCGAUGUCUACCACCCCUGCAACAAGGCCGGAGCGGUCUCUCUUGAUCACGGUUUCGGAAGGAGCCUUCUCAUCGAACAUUCUCUCCAUUGACCUGGACGCUCGCCAUUCGAUCCACCCUCUGCCCCGUAGAGCCCUCACUCAGCACAUUGAGCUAUCGGAAGCCCUCUCGAAGCUUUCCGCCCAUGCUUUGAGCGUGGAAGACUCGAAGAUGCUCGCUCGUGGUCAAAUUGAGGGAGCUGCCGUCUUCUUCGGUGAAAAGGAAGCAGAGAGCGAGCAUGGCUUGCUGCCCGUGAACAAGGCGAGCUUCUCCCACAGCCAAGCCAGCAGCGUUCAAGGAGAGGUGACGGCUUCCUCGUCUCCUCCGACGCCGCCGAAGCAAAAGACGUCCAAGCCAGUGGUACUUUGUGGACCUUCGGGAGUGGGCAAAAGUACCCUCAUCAAGAGGCUCUUUGCAGAGUUCCCAGAUGAGUAUGGGUUCAGUGUAAGCCACACCACCCGUGCACCACGCCCAGGGGAGAUUCCCGGUUUCCACUACCACUACGUCUCCCGCUCCGAAUUCGAAGAUCUAGUCUCCAAGGGUGCCUUCCUAGAGCAUGCUACCUUCGGUGGCAACAUGUAUGGCACAACCAUUGCCGCCGUCGAAGCCGUUUCCAAGGAGGCUGGCAAGCGAGCCAUUCUAGAUAUUGAUGCCCAGGGCGUCAAGUUACUCAAGGCCAACCAUGCCCACUUGGAUCCAUUGUACCUCUUCGUCUCCCCACCUAAGCUCGCGGCACUCUAUGAGCGAUUGAAGAAUAGGGGGACAGAAACGCCCGAGAGUGUACUCAAGCGACUCAGUAUGGCUGCGGGGGAGAUGGCGUAUGCUCGAGAGGAUGGCGGGAGGAACUUUGACGUCGUAGUCGUCAAUGAUGAUCUAGAUCGGGCAUACCAGGUCUUCAAAAAGGCGAUUCGAGGAGUGGGAGUACAAGAGGUGGGGAGUGUUAAUGGAUCUGAAGAAAAGGGAGAGAAGGGAGAUGCUAUGCCUGUUGAAGAGGAGGAGGGCUCAGUGCUUGAGCAGGCGAGAAAGGAAGUCGAGGAUGCAAAGGCCUCGUCUUAAUGUCGAUGGCCAUCUUCCACUGUCACUUCGUUUCUUCUUUCGGCUUCAUCACAGAGGUCCCGCCCUCGCAAAUCUAUUAUAUGGCAACGCUUCUCACUCCCCGCACCCUAGCCUGUAUAGCAAUGGUAUGAACAAUGCAUUGUAUUCCAGUCCCUUGUCGCUGCUCUGCAUGCAUGCACACGAGCCCUCCUGCGCGA
Molecule: messenger RNA, 4090 nt
Organism: Microstroma glucosiphilum
Lineage: Eukaryota; Fungi; Basidiomycota; Exobasidiomycetes; Microstromatales; Microstromataceae
Exons: 2
Coding region: 327-3893 (1188 amino acids)
Biological process (GO): inositol metabolic process; inositol phosphate biosynthetic process; purine nucleotide metabolic process
Cellular component (GO): cytosol
Molecular function (GO): inositol hexakisphosphate kinase activity; 5-diphosphoinositol pentakisphosphate 1-kinase activity; diphosphoinositol pentakisphosphate kinase activity
Source: RefSeq, a predicted model, not a curated record